Aphanomyces astaci is the source of this 318-nucleotide messenger RNA. RefSeq lists its product as hypothetical. NCBI's taxonomy places the organism in Eukaryota, Oomycota, Saprolegniomycetes, Saprolegniales, Verrucalvaceae. Gene Ontology annotation, molecular function: DNA binding; transposase activity. The record is from RefSeq and is a predicted model, not a curated record. Bases 1 to 318 code for a protein of 105 amino acids. Gene Ontology annotation, biological process: DNA transposition. The transcript has a single exon.
AUGCCUGCUCCUCGAACGAGAGGCAGGUACACUCAAGAAGAGCUCGAGUUCGCUGUGAACGAAGUUCAUCAAGGGCGACGUGGAACCGAUGUUGCCCGCGAUACUGGCAUCUCCUACGAAACCAUCAUGCGAAAGGUUCGCCUGCUCAAGGCAGGCAAGGACCUCACGCCAAAGCGGCGUGGUCCCAAGCCACUGUUUGCGGACUCGUUCGAGCAAGACACAGUCGCGGGUGGUGUUCGUUGUACCAAAGUGCGCAGUGCCAAAUUGAAAAUGGUCUCCAAAGAUUUCGAAGGACUCAGGAAACGUAUAACCUGUUAG